ACGAUGAAGUCUCAUUUGCUUUUCAUUUCAUUUUUCUGCUUCGUUUUGGGUACCAAAGUCAAGAAAGAGGAAGAAAUUAUCUAUGCCACAUCUAUUGUGGCUCUUGGCGAAUUAAGGGAAGUUGAGAACAACUAUUUCAAUCACUUGAUUGAUUAUGUCAAAUUAUUGCAAGAGCAGGUGAAUUCAAUAAAUAAGUACCUACACACGAUUGAACAAAAUGGAGUGGAACAUCGUCUUCAGUAUGUGGAAAAUCCUUUGAUUUUUCUUCGCUUGGUGUCAAAGGGUUUGCGAUAUAUCAAAGAGCAGAAAAAUUUAAAAACAUUACUAGAAGAUAUGGACCAAGUAGUUGCUCAAGUACCCACCAAAACAGACAUGGAUGAAGCACUCAUGGGUAUGGAGCGUAUUGAACGUUUUUAUGAUCUAAAAGCCGUUGAUAUAGCCAAAGGAUUUGUAGGAAUCAAGCAAUUUAACAACAAAAUGUCUGCGCCAGAAUGUCUUAUGUUGGCUGAAUUUCUAUAUAACAAAACCGAAUAUUUUCGGGCUGCUCAAUGGUAUAAAUUGGCUUUGUUCUACGAGAAGCAACCUGAUCAUCCAGUUCAAAUCGAAUUUUAUGGUAUAAAUCGAACGGAAAUAAGUCGAAAGUUUCUUAAAAGUCGAAUAAAUGAGGCUAAGCAUCUAUAACCUUAA
This is a messenger RNA of Drosophila willistoni, 687 nucleotides long. RefSeq lists its product as uncharacterized. Gene Ontology annotation, cellular component: endoplasmic reticulum. The transcript has 4 exons. NCBI's taxonomy places the organism in Eukaryota, Metazoa, Arthropoda, Insecta, Diptera, Drosophilidae. Bases 4 to 681 code for a protein of 225 amino acids. The record is from RefSeq and is a predicted model, not a curated record. Gene Ontology annotation, molecular function: protein binding; procollagen-proline 4-dioxygenase activity.